AUGUUACAGCAAUUCGGAACGAAAUGUGCGUCUUGUUCCCGGCUGAUCCAUGCUACGGACUGGGUUAGACGAGCUCGAUCCUUUGUUUUUCAUCUAGCCUGCUUUGCCUGCGCUCAGUGUAAAAGGCAACUAAGCACUGGCGAAGAGUUUGCACUGCAAGACAAUCGUCUACUAUGUAAGCAACAUUUCGUCGAGCAACUAAGCACUGGCGAAGAAUUUGCACUGCAAGAUAAUCGUCUACUAUGUAAGCAACAUUUCGUCGAGUUGGUCGACGGCGAUUCGGGAGCGAACCAGCAAAAACAAAAGAUUAAACGAGUGCGUACGACGUUCGCUGAAGAGCAACUGAGCGUCUUACAGGCACACUUCCAAGUGGAUAGCAACCCUGAUGGAGCUGAUCUCGAACGAAUAGCCAAUAUCACAGGAUUGAGUAAACGAGUAACACAAGUCUGGUUCCAGAACUCAAGAGCUCGCCAGAAGAAGUAUCAAGGAAAUCGUAAAGGAGGUGAAGUAGCAACGGACAGCACACGAUCAUCGGAAGGUCCAGUGAGUCCUAGCCAGAAAAGUGAAGCCAGCAGCGAUGGAAUGUUUCCGAGCUCGGUUACUACCAGUGCCGAAGAAGCAAUGACCGAUUCUUCUGUUGUGCUUGCUUCACUGCAUUACGAUUAG
Molecule: messenger RNA, 666 nt
Organism: Cylicostephanus goldi
Lineage: Eukaryota; Metazoa; Nematoda; Chromadorea; Rhabditida; Strongylidae
Source: the annotation of a GenBank genome assembly